Didymodactylos carnosus is the source of this 5773-nucleotide messenger RNA. Lineage: Eukaryota; Metazoa; Rotifera; Eurotatoria; Philodinida; Philodinidae. The record is from the annotation of a GenBank genome assembly.
AAAAGGAUCGCAAGGGGUGGAAUUUGCUGGAGAUUGAUUCGAAAAAGCGGAAUUUAGGCAAAUAAAGAGAUGUUGUGCUCUGUAUUCUUCUCUCACAUAAUUUUAUUUUUCAAACUUCAUUUUCUUCCUGUAGUCAUGAUGUAUGUGGAGAAGUAAAUCUGGUCUGCAGGCAGUAGACCAUAAGGGUGAGUCUUUAGACUGCUAGCUUGGGACUAAGGUCUAGAAAAACAAAAUAAAUAGGAAGAAAGUUAUUUUAUUCACGUAUAAUGCAGUUGACUUAAAAAUAUUUUAUAUAAGAAUUCUAUAGAUUCUGGCACGAUAUUAUAUGAAUCUUAUCGGAAUUUUAACAGUUUCUUAUAUAAGAUUCUUAUUAAUAUUCUACGCAUUUCCAUCGACUGCCUUAUUAAGAAAUUCAUGAGAUUCCUAUAGGAAUCCUAUAUAAGAUUUUAUCUCUAGGGCAGUGCUAAUCAAAUUAAUAAAAUUAGAAAAUAAAGCAUAACAUAAUUGUGUCUCUUCCCUGGUAAGAAUCUUAGACACUUUUUAAAAUUAUCUUACUAAGAUCUUAUUAAAUCUUAUCUUUUAAGGUCUUGAUAAGAUAAUAUAACAUCUUAGUAAGAUUUGACGACUCUAGUUUCACUCACCCUUUUGCUUUGUUCUCAUUCAUCUCCAUAAGUAACAUCGAAAAUAACUGAAUUUUACAGUGUUAUUUUUCUUUCAGACCUUGCUACUAUUCCCUACUAAUUGUUCAACAACUUUUUAGAUAGUCCAGGAUCCAUGGUCGGAUACUCGAAAAUAUGACAUUUCUCUUCAUUCGUUAAAUCUGUUCAAGUGCUAUUUUUAACAGUGGAGGUUAGAUAUUCAAACCCAAUCUUGAAAAUAUACAACAAUAGAAUCUUAAAUGUAAGCGAAAUCUUACUAAGAUCUUAAAAUAAACUUAUUCAGAUCCUGGUAAGAUUCAAAUAGGUUUCUCACUGGGUUUCUCUCUGCUUCCACUGACAAGUUAAUUAUACCUCAGAAAAAUUAUUUUGAGAACUUAGAGCAAGCAAAUGAGUAGUUCUUAUCAAAGUUUUUUCAUUUUUUAUGAACUGUUAGUUUAUUGCAUGGUUGUAUCUGAUGGGUCCUGCUGCUAUAAUGGAUUGCUACUAAACUGAUGUUCGUUCAAACUUCAGCGGAAACUACUCUCUAAAAAAUAUUUGUACUUUAGAAAACGACAAAAGGUAUUUUGCAUUUGUAACUAAUAGAAACUUGCAUCGUACUCGUUCUUCUUUCCCCCCUAAAUAAAAUUUUCUACUCCUUCUACCUCCUAUUUGGUAGAAAACGGACAAAGUUGGCUAGUUUUGGAACAGCGUUUAAUAAAAGAACCUUCUUAAAGGCUUAGUCAUCAUACAUUGCUUCUUAUCUUUCACUCAGUACAGUGAUUGUUACAAUGUGACCUGAGUCUUUAUUACAUUAUAUAGACACUUCAAGCAUCUAUCGAUCUACUACUGAUGACUACUCAGUAUGCAGUGAUAAGACUUAUCAUUGCAUAUCGAGUAGUCAUCAGUAGUUCUCUAUUUGGUAUGUGUAUUUUUCACUCCUCUAGAUCUCUCUUAUCUACAGUUACUGGAAAAAGUGUUCGUACGAUGGAGGACAAAAAAUUUGUAGCGCCAUUGAGAAAGAAGGAUAGGAAAAUUUCUUUUUUACCAUUGGAUAGCUCUAAGUCUCAGCUUUAUUCCUUGUUAACAGCAGACUUUUAUCUAAAAUUUUUAUAUACCAUAGAACAAUAUUUUUUUUUAUUUUUUUUACAAUACUUUUUGACCUGGCUAAGCUCGGAUACGCAUGAAAACAUGGGUUUUCGACCACGCUGAAUCUCGUAGCAAUGUUUGUUUUCCGAAAAAGCUUCCAGAAACUGGUGAAAAUCUAUACUAGACGAAAUAAUCUAUUUUUUACUAUUUGCACCGAAAAUUAAAAAACUCAUAACUCACUCAAACUUGUUCCAAAAUGCUUCAGAAUAUCAACAUAUACUCCACUGUAUCUGCGCUACACCAUGAAUUUCAAUAACAGUUUCAAAAAGCAAUAGAGAACACUUCGGUUUUUGAAACGUUUUCUAGAAAGCUUCCGGAAUAAGAGAAUGCUUAGCACUAAUCUCUACUACAGAACAUGGUUAAACAGAUAGAAUUCAGUAUAUAUUGAUAUUCUGAAGCAGUCUGGGACUACUUUUAGUGAGUUAUGAGCUUUUUAAUUUUCGGUGCAAAUAGUGAAAAAUAGAUUAUUUCAUCUAGCAUAGAUUGUCACCAGUUUUCUGCAGCUUUUUCGGAAAACAAACAUUACCACGAGAUUCGGCAUAGUCGAAAACCCAUGCUUUCAUGCGUAUCCGAGCUUAGACGGGUCAAAAAGCGUGCUGUUUGGGAUCUCAGUGCGUGAGGAGUUUCCAACGAAGAACAGAAAACUGUGCGACUUGCGUAGCGUUGUGGAGGAGAUCCCGAGCUAUCAAAUGAACUCAUUUUUAUCGAAAAAAGACUAAAGCUUCCCCGACUGGCAAGGUGAUUUUCCAAAAACCUUCCUGAAAAACCACUCGAGAUCCGCCUAAGAGCUUUGAAGUCAAGAAUAUUUUUGACAAUUUCGUAAAUACCUUUUUUCCAUAUAAACUUUUUUAAAUAUAAACUUUUAGAAAAAAAAGAUUCCAUUCAUUCCCGCUAACACGUGUUAGGUACUUGUUUUUCUUCCACUCAAUUUUUUUAAAAUAAAGUUUCAAAAGAUACCAGAAAAGUCCAUUUGUGUCAAAAUAUAAUCAAAUGCUGUUCCGUCUGUCUAUUAUGUUAAAUUAGUGUUUCUAGCUUAGGAUUUACAUUCUGUUUUUUUGGUAGCGUUCCUCCUUUCAAAAUUUUGCGAUUCCUCCUUAAUACCUCUUUUUUUUUUAGAAAAACCUCAGUACGAAGCCAGAAUAGAAACCUUUUUUAAAGUACGAAUAAUUUUUAGAGAGUAGUUUCCGCUUAGAAUCACAACAUACAUGGAUUGUUUCUAUAUUGAAAAAAGACAUAAUAUAUUUUUUGUUUUCAUGAGAUUCUCAUCAUAAGAAUUGAUGCUAUUUAAUUGUUUUCUUAUGAACUUAUCAAGUAAUAGUACAAUCCAAUGCUGUAUCAUACAAUUUAUUAUUUCCUAUUCAUUCUUUUGUUUUAUUCCCUCUAUAACUUCAACCAUAUGAUAAAUUGGAAUGAAAUUUGAGAUAAUAAGUAAGUUUAAAAAAAAAAGAAAAAUGAGAUUAAUUCAUUGACCAGAAAUAGAAAAGGAAAAGAAAUUUUUGAGCUAAAACUACUUACACACAUUGUUGAUAAGAUAAAAAAGUUGUGAGUAUUCUUUGUUUACAUGUGUAAGCAGUCCUGUUCGUUUUAUGUUCAUUAUCAUGAUGUAUUUUUUUAUAAAAUGAAUAUUUGAAUACAGAUAAGUCUUUGAUUUAUUUUAAUAGUUGAGGAAAAAAUGCCGCAUCAUCCAACUUUAAGUUUGUCAAGAUAAGACAGAAAAGAACAGCUUGACAAUAAUAGAGAGAAAUAAAUAAAUAAUUAAAAGUAGUAUGUUUUAGAGAGAAAACAGACGUGUUCGACAUCAUAAGAAAAAGAUUACUAAGUGUAUUUUGAUGAAGAAAAAACAUUAGUCGAAAUGGAAUAAUGGUACUAGAGAGUUUGUUUAUAGUGAGAGAUUUAACAUAAUUAUCAGACAAUAUAUAACUUUUGAAAGUCAAAAUAUCUGAGAAAAUUUUUUUAUUAAUAUUUAACUUUUUUCUAUUUAGUGGCUUAGUUUUCAACUGCCAAAAGCUCAUAAUAUGCCGUUAACCGAUUUACCAAUCACCGUUAAUACAAGUAAUGAUGAGAAGUCUGAUGAUGAAGAACAAUUAUCAACAACUACGACUAUAAAUUCAAAUCGUCAUUGUAAUGUGGCAAUUACAGUACAACCAAAUCAUUUAGCAAAUGGUCUCAAUUCUGCUAAUCAUUGUCAAAAUGAAUACGAAAAACAUUUGAAAGCCAAACUACGAUUUUUCUUUAUGAGUCCAUGUUGGAAAUGGAGAUUAAAGAGACAAUUUCCGUGGAAAGCUUGUUUUCAGUUGUUAAAAAUAAUUGUUGUUACAACACAAUUAAUUUUAUUCGGAAUGGAACGAGAAAUGCACGUAAUCUAUAUUUCUGAAAGCAAUAUUACAUUUCAUCAUUUAUUUUUAAAAGAAUGGAGUUCAGCAUUUGAAACACUACCCUAUCCGCAAUCAAUUGGAGAUUAUGCUGUUUAUACAGAUCACGAAUUUAUAGAUCAAAUAAAUUAUGCUAUUAAUAGAUACAAUAAUAUGACAAAAAUAUCACUUGGAUUAUUUGGUUUCAAUAUACAUAACAAUGGAAACGCUAGUGAACACGAAAAAAAUGUUAAAAUAUGUCUAAAUCGAUUUCAUACAUGUAUAAUGUUUCCAAGCAAUCAUACAUAUCAAUUAAAUCCACUUAUCGAAGAUAGUAAACUUAAUUUUGUAACAAUUGAAUUUGUUUUGAAUACAAUACAAUUAAAAAAUCUUAAACCGUUUAGUCAACCAGACUGUUAUCAUUUUCAAGUUAAGUUAAUAUUUGAUAAUAAUGCACGCACAGGAAAAAUUCGUGUUCGGUUAGAUUCUCAAGCUGAACUUCGGUCAUGUAAUGGUAAAUUAAUAAAUCCCCAUGAUUGGACAUUAAUGCGUCGAGAUUUGUUACUUGUGUACGAUUGUUUUGUAUUGAUAAUUAGUUUUAUAUCGUUUAUACUAUGUGUAAGAUCACUCUACCAGGGUCAUCGACUAUGUAAAGAAGUGGUCGAGUACUAUAAUGAAAAAUAUGUCAAAAAUCGACCAAAAAUAUCAACACAAACUAGAGAUACAUCUUCUAUCGGUACUACUAAUAGAAAGAAGAAAAGAGAAAUUCAACCGAAUAAAUUACAAUUUAGUGAAUAUUAUCAAUUUUAUAGUCCAUGGUAUUUUCUUAUGAUUAUCACAGAUUUACUGGUGAUUGCUGCAACAAUAAUUAAGAUUUAUAUUUUGUUCAAAUUAGUUGAUAAUUAUGACGCAGCAGGUCUGUUAUUAGGUAUCAGCAGUCUGCUUGCGUGGUUUGGCGUAUUACGUUAUUUAUCUUUUUUUAAAAAAUAUAAUUUGUUAUUUGUUACAAUAAAACGUGCAUUACCGUUAUUAUUACGCUAUGUUCUAUGUGUAUUAAUUAUAUUUUGUGGUUUUAUGUUUUGUGGAUGGAUUGUUCUUGGACCAUAUCAUUCAAAAUUUCGUACAAUUACAACAACAUGUGAAAAUAUGUUUUCACUAAUAGCUGGUGAUGAUAUGUAUACAACAUUUACCAAUUUGAAAACUGAAUCAAUUUAUGUUUCAUUAUUCUGUAGACUCUAUCUUUUCACCUAUAUUAGUCUAUUUAUUUAUGUUGUAUCAAGUCUAGUUAUCGCGCUUGUUAUUGAUGGUUAUGAUACUGUAAAAACUUUUUACAAACAUGGUUUUCCAAAAAGUGUUUUAGAACGUUUUUCUGAAGAAGAUUUACCUCUACGAGAACGGCGUGAUACUACAACUGCCACUGAUACAAGAGCAUUAUGUUUACCAUGUUGUUGUCCAUCAGGUUAUCCGAUGUCACCCAAUAUCAGUCUUGGGGCUCCCAGCAAAACUGAUACCACACCUAGAACUACAGAGAUUGAACUUACUGAUCAAGAUAUCGUACAUAGCUCAGUUUUCAUAGUUCCAUAUGAAUCAUUCCAUGGUGAAGAAAAUGAUGAUGAUGUACCACCAUUGCAAUUAUAA